AUGACCAUGAGCUCCUAUUUGAUGGACUCGGGCUACGUGGAGCCCAAGUUCCCUCCGUGCGAGGAGUACUCGCAGGGUGAUUUCAUCCCCGAGCUCUACGGGCGCAGGGAGCCGGGCUGCCCGCAGCACCCCGCGGCUUUCGGGGCGUUCCCCGAGCGACCCCCGGGCUGCGGGCGAGGAGGAGGAGGAGGAGGAGGAGGAGGAGGAGGAAGGCAGCGCCUGGCCGACGAGCCGCCCGGGCCCUGCGCGCAGCCCGCGGCCGCGCCGGGCAAAGCGCCGCUGGUUUACCCCUGGAUGAAGAAGAUGCACCCGAAGCGCUCCCGCACGGCGUACACGCGGCAGCAGGUGCUGGAGCUGGAGAAGGAGUUCCACUACAACCGCUACCUGACCCGGCGGCGCCGCAUCGAGAUCGCGCACUCGCUGGGCCUGAGCGAGCGGCAGAUCAAGAUCUGGUUCCAGAACCGCCGCAUGAAGUGGAAGAAGGAUCACCGGCUGCCCAACACCAAGAGCCGCGGAAGCGCCGCGCCCGCGGAGCCGCCGCCGCCCGCGGAGCCGCCGCGGCCCGAGCACCUGACGCGCCUGUGA
Molecule: messenger RNA, 585 nt
Organism: Lonchura striata (white-rumped munia)
Lineage: Eukaryota; Metazoa; Chordata; Aves; Passeriformes; Estrildidae
Source: RefSeq, a predicted model, not a curated record